This is a messenger RNA of Penicillium malachiteum, 1542 nucleotides long. RefSeq names its product sugar porter family MFS transporter. Gene Ontology annotation, cellular component: membrane. The coding region runs from base 1 to 1542 and encodes 513 amino acids. Gene Ontology annotation, biological process: transmembrane transport; carbohydrate transport. The transcript has 5 exons. Lineage: Eukaryota; Fungi; Ascomycota; Eurotiomycetes; Eurotiales; Aspergillaceae. The record is from RefSeq and is a predicted model, not a curated record. Gene Ontology annotation, molecular function: carbohydrate:proton symporter activity.
AUGACAGCCCAAAUGUCAGUUGCGACCAGUGCUCGCGCUGAAUGGCGGGCAAUUGCGAUUUGUCUGUUUAUCACAAUCGCUGCUUUUCAGUUUGGGUUUGAUUCUUCAUAUUAUUCAGGUAUCCUUGUCAUGGAGCCGUUCCUCCAAGACUAUGGCAAUUUUGAUGAUGCUACAGGAGCCUAUGCCAUCAGCUCCAGUAUCGAAUCUCUCACCACGAGCAUUAUCAACAUUGGCGAAUUCAUUGGGGCGGUUUCGUCGUUCAUGGUAGAUGAUAAAAUCGGUCGUCGUGGCGGACUAUUCGUGUCCAGUACUUGUGUGUUGAUAGGCGUGAUCUUCCAAGUUUCUGCACCUAAGAUUUCUUUGCUGAUUGUUGGGCGUUUAUUCCUGGGCUACGCUGUUGGAUUGAUCUCCUGCCUGGUCCCUCUAUAUGUCGCAGACUGCUCUCCAGCUCGAUUUCGCGGUGCAUUGGUCUCACUCUAUCAAUUCAAUGUCGGACUAGGACUACUUCUUGGAAUACUGGUCGAUGAGGCAACCAAAGAUCGCACUGACAGUGGCGCCUACCGCAUUCCAAUGGCCGUUCAACUCGUGUUUCCAAUAAUUACAAUUCCUGGUCUUCUCUCCUUUGCGCCUGAAUCACCCCGAUGGUUAUUGGGCAAAGGGAAAAUUGAGAAAGCCCGAAUCGCCCUUCGAAAGUUACAUGGUUAUCGCCCAGAUUUUAUCGAAAGUGAAAUCCGCGAGAUAAUGCAACUCAUAGAAGAAGAGCGUAUGUCUGUCGGCUCUUGGAAAGAUCUUUUAACUUGGAAUAUUGAUGGCCGCAAGGCCUACCUGGGGAUGGCACUUCAGGCCUGGCAACAAGCCUCUGGUAUCAACUUUAUCACCAGCUAUGGUGUUUUGUUCUUCGAAGCGAUUGGGAUAACGAAUUCCUUUCUCAUUCAGAUGGGAUUGUAUCUGACCCCAAUGCCAGCCGUCUGGCUCAAUCAAUACUGCGUGGAGCGAUUUGGUCGUCGUCCAAUGCUAAUUCUGUCAACGUGUGCAGUCGCUGCAGUGCUGCUCAUUGUUGGUGGUGCCGGCUCAGCACCAGACAAGACUAAAGCACUGGACCAAGCAAUUGUUGCAAUGGUCUAUAUCUUCAUGGUUGUCUUUAACCUUGCCUUGGGGCCAGCUGUCUGGGUGGUCACGUCUGAGAUAUCCACUGGUCCUAAUCGCAGCAGGCUUAUGGCUACAUCAAGUGGGACAAGUUGGUUCUGUAGCUGGCUGGUAACAUUUACUUUCCCCUACCUUUUUGGUGACGGUGGAGCCGCCUUGAACGCCAAAAUUGGGUUUAUAUACGGUGGCUUGAUGGUUGCGGCUGCUGUAUGGAUAUUUUUCUUUUUGCCAGAAACAUCUGGUCGAACCUUGGAAGAAAUCCAUGAGAUAUUCCAGCGUGGUGUAUCCGCUCGCGAAUUUAAAGGGUACCAACAUUCAGAAUUUACGGAGCCAACUUCGCCGGACGAAAAGGACAUGGCCCAUAUUACGGAACUAAACAGCGUUCAGGAGGCUUAG